This is a messenger RNA of Acanthisitta chloris (rifleman), 1049 nucleotides long. RefSeq names its product myozenin 1 (gene MYOZ1). Gene Ontology annotation, molecular function: actin binding; FATZ binding; telethonin binding. Bases 170 to 976 code for a protein of 268 amino acids. The transcript has 5 exons. NCBI's taxonomy places the organism in Eukaryota, Metazoa, Chordata, Aves, Passeriformes, Acanthisittidae. The record is from RefSeq and is a predicted model, not a curated record. Gene Ontology annotation, cellular component: actin cytoskeleton; Z disc.
ACUUUGUGCUGGGCAGAGCUUUGCCUGCACCCAGGCACCCUGGGUGAGUGGGGCUGCUGGACAAGCCUCCCCAGCAGCACCCAGAGCCGGGCUGGGAGGAAGCAACCCACUGCAGAGCUCUGGGGCAGGUGUGUGAGCUGGUCUGAGCCUGGCACUGCAAGCUUGAGUCAUGCCACAAGAGGCCUCCAAGCUGAACCUGGGGAAGAAGAUCAGCACCCCCAGAGAUGUGAUGCUAGAAGAGCUUUCUCUCCUCACUAACAAAGGAUCCAAGAUGUUUAAAUUACGCCAGCUGAGAGUGGAGAAGUUCAUUUAUGAGAAUAACCCUGAUGCCUUCACCGACAAUUCUGUGGAUCACUUUCAGAAGUUCAUCCCGCCAGGAGGGCAUUAUGGGGAAGAUGCUCAUGGCUAUGCCCACGGGCGGAUGGUAGGAGGAGUGACAGCUGGACAGCAUGGCUCCAGUACACAGCAGCAUCCAGGUGUCCCUCCUAGGCCUGGAAGCAAAGGAGGCCCUAGAGACGGCGAAGGGGAGCAUGGGGGGAAAUCAUCUGGAAGUGGUGGAGAAGGAGGCGAUGGUACAGGCAAAGAUGGAAAGUCAGGAGGCAAAAAAGUCACUAUAUUUAAAACUUACAUCUCCCCUUGGGAACGAGCGAUGGGUAUCAGCCCUGAGGACAAAAGUCAGUUCACCACGGACUUACUGUCAUAUAGUCCCAAAGCUGAUUUCCCCCAUUACAAGUCUUUUAACCGGACUGCCAUGCCUUAUGGGGGUUAUGAGAGAGCAGCCAAACGGAUGACCUUCAAAGUGCCUCAGUUUGAUAUCUGCCCUGUGCUUCCAGAAUCUCUCAUGAUAUAUAAUCAAAAUUUCAGCAACAGACCCUCCUUCAACAGAACCCCAAUACCUUGGAUGCCUUCAGGAGACUCCUUGGAGUACCAUACUGAGAUCAAUGUGCCAAUAAGUGGUGAAACAGAAGAGCUGUAAAUCCCCACUGCCAAGACCUUUCCUUUCUUCUCGGCCCGUUCUAUUUGCAAGUUGAUAGUAAGGAGCUGAAAAG